CUCGCGGCGGCCCGUCCGCGCCCUCCCGGAAGUGGUGGUGCUCUGGCUCGGUGCCCCGCACUCGGUUGCGCCGGGAGGCCGGGGCGGGGCGGGGGCAGGCAGCAUGGAGGCGUGGGUGCGCUUCAGCGCGCAGAGCGCCGCCAAGGAGCGCGUGUUCAGAGCCGCCCAGUACGCCUGCACCCUGCUGGGCUACACGAUGCAGAAGAAUGGGGCAGGCGCCGAGCUCCUGGCCAGAAUCAAGCAGCUGGAAGCUCAUAUGAGCCUGGGACGCAAGCUGUUCCGGCUAGGCAAUUCGGCCGAGGCGCUGGAGGCGGCCAAGCGUGCCAUCCACCUGUCGGACAUGGUGCUGCGCUUCUGCAUCACUGUGGCCCACCUCAACCGAGCCAUGUACUUUGCCUGCGACAACGUCCUGUGGGCUGGCAAGACAGGCCUCGUCCCCCACGCAGACCAGGAGAAGUGGAGCCAACGCUCCUUCAGGUAUUACCUCUUUGCACUCAUCAUGAACCUGAGCCGGGACGCCUACGAGAUCCGCCUGCUGAUGGAGCGUGAGGCCAGUGGGAAGCGCCCAAAAGGCACUGAGAACGGGCAUCAGGCGCAGGUAGACAACGGGCUGCAGCACCUGGCUCUGCGGCUCCGCAUCCAGCUGCGCCUGCUGGGCCACGUGCUGAGGAGUAACCCCCCGCUGCUGCUGGACCUGGUGAAGAACGCCUGCGAUAUCUUUAUCCCGCUGGACAAGCUGGGGCUCUACAAAACCAGCCCAGGCUUCGUGGGGCUGUGCGGCCUCACCUCCUCCAUCCUGUCCAUCCUCACCAUCGUGCACCCCUGGCUCAAGCUGAAGCCAUAGUGGGGAGCUUCAGCUGGCUCAGGACAUGAGACUGUGCCACCUUCCUCCUCUCCAUCCUUGGUUGGAAGCCAGCACCGAUAUCGGUAACCCCAGGUUGUUCCCUGCCACAGCUCUUGGGUGGGUGGGAAGCACUGAUUUGAUGGGGGGGCAUCAGUCCUGUGGUGUACGGACCUGCCAAUCUGACCUCUGUUCCUGGAAGUCCUUUCUCCGAGCCUUAAAGGACUGGGAAUCCCAGGAGUCAGGGGCUCAGGGCUGGAGGCAUCAAGGAUUCCCCUCUUAAUCAGCUGUGAAGCUCUGGUUUCUUAGAUAUGACCCAUGACUGGGACAACCUUGUCCUGCUUGGAGGGGCAGGUGAGAACGAGACAGGUGGCAAUUCCAGAUAACCUGGCUAGUCUUCAUGUGUGUUGCUGAAGCCUCGGGACUAUUCCCUUUAAGGCUGCCCCAGCUUGGACCUCUCUGCUGUGUUGCGGGGAUGUCCCGCUCUCCUGGCUGUGCCUUUUCACUUAGGUUGGAUGGUAGGAGUAGGAGAUCAUUUCUCUCCCUCCCUCUCUGUUAUUUUCUCCCAUGUGGGUUUCCCCACCUUGUUAGAGAGCACUUAAGGAUGCUACAGAGUCCCGUGAUCUGUGAAACUGGCCAGACCUGCUCUCUACCAGCCCUGGGUAUGGACUGCCAGAAGAGGUCGCGUCUGAGUGCAGGUUCUCUUCCUGCCUUUGCCCUGAACGAUCGUACACCUUUCACUUCUCCGUGCCUCCGUUUUCCCAUCUGUGAAGUGGGGAUUAUACAGCCCUGUGCUUCCAAGCCUCUGCUGCUGCUCGGGCAAUCCACUAGACACCCCUGACCUUCAUCCCCAUAAUGGUUUCUUCGUUGAAUUUGUAAUAAGCCAGAGAGGAAGAGAAAACCAGUGGUUUCAUAUUGGAUCCUGAACAGUUGGGAACAGAACCCAGGAGUCCCGACUCCCAGCCCUGUCACUGUUAAGCCAUACUUCCCACUGUCUUUGCGUCCUGACUCUGUGGGUCACUGGAUCUUUGGGCUUCCCUGUCUGCAGAUCCUGCUCCCCUCAGCAAAGUGAUUGUUUUUAACAGUUCAGAGUUGCUCAAAGGCAGGGAUUCUUAGCUGACAAUGCUGCCACUGCCGUGCAAGAUUGAAGAGACCUCCGCUCCUUCUCUCAGAGCUGUGUUAGCUCCUGCUUCACGAAGAACAAGAUUGUUGUACUGAUGAAGUAAAGACGGUCAUAAAGAAGCAGAGAUCCCCAGCAGUCUGUUUUCAGCUGUCACCAAUCUUCAUGACAUAGUCUUCCUUUCCCCAUAGCUCUGGGCAGCUUCUGAGCAGAACCCAAGAGGUUGGUGGCCGUAUUGUCCUCCAUUUGCUGCUUUGGUGGGAUCCCAGCUGGGACAAAGCUGAGAGCAACCAUCAGCUCUUUGGGAGAAGUCUGGCGAUUCACAGCCAUGUCCCCUGUUGUCCCUCUGAUAGCAGCAACGAUCACGUGAAGAUCGGUUUGGGCUUCAGGCUUCCAGUCGGGUUGGCGCAGCUGCCAGGAAAAUGAAGAUGCUGAACUGUCGGGAGUGUGAGUCUUGCCUCUGUAGGUAUCUAUGCCCUACACACAGGGGUGGGUGACUGUUUCAGUCUGACAGUGUUUGCGCUCUCCCCCACAGGUGCCCAUCAACCAGAGUCACGUCCCUGUUAAAUGCCACGGGGACUGAAUCAGACUGCAUUUUGGGGGAAGGAUAGAGUUGGUUGUGUGUCAUUUUGAAACGGUUGAGGGUUACCUAGAGAAAAGUUAUUCUCAUCAAUUGUGGUGCAUCCAUCUGAGGAUGUUCUUGAACAGAUCCCUAAUGUCUUGAUGCACUCUGCCCUUCACAGACAUGAGGGCCUCCGGGCUUUCAGCUGUAGGCUGUGAAGCAGUCCAGGGAGAGACUUCAAUCCUUCAGAAGAUGCUACAACAAAGCAUUCAGCCCAUUAAUUCUCUCAUCCGCCAUCAGCGAACUCAGCUGCCCGUGGCUGCUUUCUCCUGCUAACACCCCGGUUUUGAUUGUUAGAGAGCAAAGCCAUUUGGUUGUCAGAAGUCUGGAACGUACUGUGGGCAGCUGUGACACGUGUCUUCCACCGUCCCUGUCUGGUCACUGUAAAUACUGUACAAUUCACUUGUAAAUAGGCAUCAACUGCUAGCAGAAAGUCCUGUGGCAGCUCUCAGGCUGACACAUUAAAAAGCGAAGCUGCUGAUGCUU
This is a messenger RNA of Alligator sinensis (Chinese alligator), 3069 nucleotides long. It is a transcript of the gene PEX11B, whose product is annotated as peroxisomal biogenesis factor 11 beta. The record is from RefSeq and is a predicted model, not a curated record. Gene Ontology annotation, biological process: regulation of peroxisome size; peroxisome fission. The coding region runs from base 104 to 844 and encodes 246 amino acids. The transcript has 4 exons. Gene Ontology annotation, cellular component: peroxisomal membrane. NCBI's taxonomy places the organism in Eukaryota, Metazoa, Chordata, Crocodylia, Alligatoridae.